CACCCACCAAACAUGCUCUCCGUCGAAAAGCAGUCUUCGGGCCUGCGCAACCGCACCCCUCCCGUCGAGGCUCGACGUAAGGUCGUCCCGACCUCCGAGGGGCCAGCGCUCGCGAAGGUGCCCAGAGGUGCUACUCCCGCGAGCCGGGGGUUGUUCGGAAUGUCCCGCACAAAUCUAGGCUUGCUCAUCGCUUCCUUGACGCUCUCGCUCUAUGCGCUAGUCGGCUUCCGAUCGUUAUCGACGGUGCCAGAGUCGUAUGCCCUCUGCUCGCCCAAUGGCCCCGGUAUCUUCACCGUUGACGACGCAAGACCUCGGGCGCAGUGUCUCGUAGUACAUCGCUCCCGCUUCACCGACAUUGGUACACUAGAGGAGGUUACCGAACGCUGGAAGGACGCCUCCUACGCGUCGCGCAAUACUUCGGACGUGCUAAUUUCCGAACUUGAAGUUCGGUACAUACUUGAAGGCCAUAUUAUAGUCCCUGGUCUUAGUGACUCACAUGCACACAUCCUGGAGUAUGGUGCGAUGAAAGUUAUCCCCCUCGAAGAGACGAGGACGGUGGAAGAAACGGUACUCAGAGUAAGGGACUACAUACUAGAACAUCCCGACAUCCGUGACGACCAAAACAAGUUCAUCGAAGGCUGGGGUUGGGACCAUACUAAGUGGAAAACCCAAGCAUUUCCUACGGCGGCACAAUUUGAGGCUGACCCCGUGGUAGCGGACCGGUUGAUCGUGCUCCAGAGCAAGGACGGGCAUGCACUAUGGGUGUCGAAGCGGGUACUCCAGUCCAUAGGGACCCUGCCAGAUGAAGUACCUGGUGGAUUGAUCGUCAGAGACGCAUCUGGCAAACCGACCGGCGCCUUCUUGGACAACGCACAGACCUUGGUAGAACGGCCCAAACCUACCCAUGAAACGUUGGAAGCACGCUUUAAUGCCACCGUGAAGGACGCGCUCGCCGCGGGCCUGACCUCGAUUCAUGAUGCUGCUCUCGACCCCAUGUCACUCGAAUUCUUCCAGAGGCAAGCCGAAGACGGCAAGCUUCCACUUCGUAUAUACGGCAUGACGUUCUUCGACGAAACGAAGGACUACUGGGGGAACCGAACCAGUAAGAUCAUUGGUGCCGGCGAUGACAGGCUUACGGCUCGCAGCGUCAAGAUCUUCGCGGACGGUGCCUUACGAACUGGUUUAGCAGCGCUGUACGAGCCGUACGCCGACAACCCGAGCACUUGUGGUGUCAUGCGGAUCGAACCGGACGUGCUGAACAGCGUGAUUCCCAAAUUUAUGAAGGACGGAUGGCAGGUGAAUGUGCACGCCAUCGGUGAUCGCGCGAACGGCAUUGUGUUAGACGCAUUCGAGGAGGCGCUGAAGGGAGUGAACGUGUCUGCUCUCCGGCCACGUCUUGAACACGCCCAGAUCCUGACCCAAGCGGACAUGGCACGGUUCGGAAAGUUGGGUGUCAUUGCCAGUAUCCAGCCAACACAUGCCACGGACGAUAUGUGGUACAGCGAAGAGCGCUUGGGCCCUGAACGUGUCAAGGGGCUCUAUGCGUUUAGGAGCAUUCUGGACCACGGUGCUCGUAUCACUCUGGGAUCGGACUUCCCCGUUGAAGGCGUGAACCCUCUCGCGGGCUUUUACGCUGCGAUCACACGGCUGUCGCAGGACGGCCGAUCGCCUCAUGGGCCCGGAGGCUGGUUCCCGGAGCAGCGCAUGACACGCGAGGAAGCACUGAAGGGCAUGACGAUUGACCCCGCCUACGCCUCGUUUUCGGAAGACACGCUCGGGUCCAUUACACCUGGAAAACGAGCGGACUUUGUCGUCCUGUCGCAGGACAUCAUGUCCGUACCUGUGACGGAGAUUAUGAAGACGGAAGUCGUAGCCACCGUGAUUGACGGAAGGCCCGCACAUGGCGCGUUGUGAGUGAAAGACGCACCUUAUGGACAUUUAGCCCGUCAGGAGUUCGGAUGGACGUUUCUCUCACUGAGGUUGUAUUAGACACACCCUUUGGGCCGGUGGUUUUGGACAGCAAGAUACCGAGAUACCACUGACAUGUAACAUUCUAAGUCUAUGGCUUAUGUACAUACCCGUUCAUACCCUUCUUGAAUUACUACGUUAAGUUGACUCUCAGAUUGUACAAACGCGUUCAGCGAGCGUCUGGACACGACCACGUGCACGUGGCUAGGCGGCUGU
Molecule: messenger RNA, 2184 nt
Organism: Rhodofomes roseus
Lineage: Eukaryota; Fungi; Basidiomycota; Agaricomycetes; Polyporales; Fomitopsidaceae
Product: amidohydrolase family-domain-containing protein
Exons: 16
Coding region: 13-1914 (633 amino acids)
Molecular function (GO): hydrolase activity, acting on carbon-nitrogen (but not peptide) bonds
Source: RefSeq, a predicted model, not a curated record